This is a messenger RNA of Castor canadensis (American beaver), 1426 nucleotides long. RefSeq names its product UbiA prenyltransferase domain containing 1 (gene Ubiad1). Gene Ontology annotation, molecular function: prenyltransferase activity. NCBI's taxonomy places the organism in Eukaryota, Metazoa, Chordata, Mammalia, Rodentia, Castoridae. Gene Ontology annotation, biological process: menaquinone biosynthetic process; vitamin K biosynthetic process. Gene Ontology annotation, cellular component: endoplasmic reticulum; Golgi membrane. The record is from RefSeq and is a predicted model, not a curated record.
ACCAGUCCCUGAGGCUGGUCCUUUGGUCCUUGAGCUCUAGCUCUGGGCUGGAGGCAGGUGACAGGCCUCACCCAGGUGACAGGGGGUCGGGCGAACGCCGACGAGCCUCGUGGGGGACAAGACCUUGCUGCUGCCCUCGGUCCGUACCGCCCUCCUAGCCCUGCCCCGGGGUGGAACCAAAGAAAAGGUCAGGCCCGCCUGGCCCGCCUAUCCUCGCCCUCGAGCGGUCACUUCGAGUGACUCACUUUUAAAGUUGACUUCAGCCACGUGCAGCUUCCAUGGCUGCCUUGCAGGUCCCGGGGGAAAAGAUUAACAUUCAGGCGGGAGAGACCGCCAAGGCCGGGGAGAAGGACCCGCUGGAGAACGACUGGCCGGAGCAGGACAGGCUGCCCCAACGCUCCUGGAGGCAAAAAUGUGCCUCCUAUGUGUUGGCCCUGAGGCCCUGGAGCUUCAGUGCCUCACUCACCCCUGUGGCCCUGGGCAGUGCCCUAGCAUACAGAUCCCAGGGCGUCCUGGAUCCUAGGCUGUUGGUGGGUUGUGCGGUGGCUGUCCUAGCAGUGCACGGGGCUGGCAACUUGGUCAACACUUACUAUGACUUUUCCAAAGGCAUUGACCACAAAAAGAGUGAUGACAGGACCCUGGUGGACCGAAUUUUGGAGCCCCAGGAUGUUGUUCGGUUUGGAGUCUUCCUCUACACCUUGGGCUGCCUCUGUGCUGCCUGCCUCUACUACCUGUCCACUCUGAAACUGGAGCACCUGGCUCUCAUCUACUUUGGAGGACUAUCUGGCUCCUUUCUCUACACGGGAGGAAUUGGAUUCAAGUACGUGGCUCUGGGAGACCUUGUCAUCCUCAUCACUUUUGGCCCGCUGGCUGUGAUGUUCGCCUAUGCCGUUCAGGUGGGGUCCCUCGCCAUCUUCCCUCUGGUCUACGCCAUCCCUUUGGCCCUCAGCACUGAGGCCAUUCUCCAUUCCAACAACACCAGGGAUAUGGAAUCCGACCGGGAAGCUGGCAUCGUCACGCUGGCCAUCCUUAUUGGCCCCAUGCUGUCCUACGUGCUGUACAACACGCUGCUCUUCCUGCCCUACCUGAUCUUCAGCAUCCUGGCCACACACUGCAGCAUCAGCCUGGCCCUGCCCCUGCUCACCAUCCCCAUGGCCUUUUCCCUGGAGAGGCAGUUCCGCAGCCAGGCUUUCAGCAAGCUGCCCCAGAGGACAGCUAAGCUUAACCUCCUGCUGGGGCUUUUCUACGUCUUUGGCAUCAUCCUGGCACCAGCCGGCAGUCUGCCCAGACUUUGAGGGACCAGCAACUCCCCUUUCUUAGAAUAUGCUGAAGCCAGAGUCCCCGAGAAGAGAAUGUGACUUGGCACAGCGGGUAAUAAGCAUGGUCUCUGAGGUCCUACCUUAUUGUAUUAUGUUCUUAAAGAUAA